Melampsora larici-populina 98AG31 is the source of this 488-nucleotide messenger RNA. RefSeq lists its product as uncharacterized. The transcript has a single exon. NCBI's taxonomy places the organism in Eukaryota, Fungi, Basidiomycota, Pucciniomycetes, Pucciniales, Melampsoraceae. The record is from RefSeq and is a predicted model, not a curated record. The coding region runs from base 155 to 358 and encodes 67 amino acids.
GAUGCAGAAACCGAUGGUUACAACUUACAGCCGCUUCAAACAAUGGCUGGCAUAGAGUUUUGUGGCCGAUGUCCCAUCUGUCGUCGAGUAGCUUACACCCGAGACCUUUUUCAAGAGGCUUGCAAGAAACGCCAUCGCCCUGUCAAGACUACCUAUGGACAAAGACGGGUUUUUAAACGCUGGUCACAAUUUUAUCAUACUAAAUCAUCAUCAUGAUCCAGGCCGAAUAUUCGCAGAAUUUGGAAGACAACUGAGAGAAGAAAAGAUCAAACACAACAUAAACUCGGCAUCAGUACUCCUACUCCAUAGAUACUCCCACAAUUUAGCCGUACUUCACACAAUACAUCUUGGAUUAUGACUCCACUUUUAUUGACCUUAUGCUAUCCUUAUGACUUCUUCAUUUUUUGUUUUUUAUAAUUUAUUUGUUCUAGUGUACAAAGUUAUGGGGGCGCAAUCAGAAUACUGAACAUAUUGUAGAGGCUUGCUAG